Molecule: messenger RNA, 3397 nt
Organism: Anguilla anguilla (European eel)
Lineage: Eukaryota; Metazoa; Chordata; Actinopteri; Anguilliformes; Anguillidae
Product: ATP-sensitive inward rectifier potassium channel 12-like
Exons: 2
Coding region: 947-2233 (428 amino acids)
Biological process (GO): regulation of monoatomic ion transmembrane transport; potassium ion import across plasma membrane
Cellular component (GO): plasma membrane
Molecular function (GO): inward rectifier potassium channel activity
Source: RefSeq, a predicted model, not a curated record
CUGUAGAUAGCAAAGCCUGAGAGAGAGAGAGAGUAUCAGCGACAGAGCCUGUGAUAGGUAGAGUAUUUCUGUGACUAUGUGUGAAAGAGAGAAAGAGAAAAAGAGAGAGAGAGUGAGUGAGUGUAUCAGCGACAGAGUGUUUUUAGAGUCUAUCAGUCACUGUGUCUGAGGGAGAAAGAGGAUAAGUGGAAGCGCUUUUUUUUUUGUUGUUGUGGAAAAUUUAACGACUGCACCGGUUACGAGCGGUCGCACAGACGCACGCGGAGGAGCCCAUGGGAAGGAGCGGGAAGGACAGGGUGCCAUGUGCGUGUCUGCGGUGGAGAUUACAGCCUGCUCCGGCAGCCGAGUCCAGCCUCAACCACAGGUGUUCCGAUUACUGCCUGCUUAAAGGGGACUCUCUUUAAUGUGAUUUUUUUUUUUUUCGUUUUGCUAACCGAAUUUUUUUUUUUUUUUUUGAAAGAAUAACAAUGUUUUAACGAGGACCAGGAGAGUUUUCCGGGAAGUAUAAUAUCGUACCGAGAGAGACCUGCAGGGAAAGAAGAGAAAAGACAAAACAAACUGAGAGGGAUGAAGAGUGUCAGAGGGGUGAUGCUUUACUGGCUAAAAUGGAUGGAAUGGUUUUUCCCAUAGAUGUGUGAAAGGCAUUCUACAUACAGAGAAAAUGCUGCAGUUUGGCUAACUGGAAAAGACAAGGGACGAUUCUCAACCUCAGUUCUAGAGUGGAGCACCUUGCGAGGCUGUUGGAAGGGUUUACAGAUAUAUCCUUGCACAAAGCUCCUGACGCCGAGAGGUUCCUGAGCACAGUGAGCUGUUCCUGAGCACAAGGAGUGGUUCCUGAGGACAGGGAGCGGUUCUUACCAUCACCACCAAUGGACUCAUCAGCGCCCCCCGCCAGCUCAAGACUGCACAGCGUUCCGGCCCCUCAGCGCCUGGGGCCCCGCGAGUGAUGAGCGCGGGCGGGGCCGGCCGCUACAGCAUCGUCUCGUCGGAGGAAGAGGGCCCGCGCGCCGCCACCAUGCCCGGGGUCAACGGCUUCGGCAACGGCAAGAUCCACACGCGGCAGAAGUGCCGCAACCGCUUCGUGCGGAAGAACGGCCAGUGCAACGUCCACUUCUCCCACAUGGACGACAAGUCCCAGCGCUACCUGUCGGACAUGUUCACCACCUGCGUGGACAUCCGCUGGCGUUACAUGUUCAUCAUCUUCACGCUGGCCUUCAUCGUGUCCUGGCUGGCCUUCGGGCUGGGCUUUUGGCUCAUCGCGCUGGUCCACGGCGACCUGGACAACCCCGGCGGGGACGAGAACUUCACGCCCUGCGUGCUCCAGGUCAACGGCUUCGUGGCGGCCUUCCUCUUCUCCAUCGAGACGCAGACCACCAUCGGCUACGGCUUCCGCUGCGUGACCGAGGAGUGCCCGCUGGCCGUCUUCAUGGUGGUCUUCCAGUCCAUCGUGGGCUGCGUCAUCGACUCCUUCAUGAUCGGUGCCAUCAUGGCCAAGAUGGCACGGCCCAAAAAGCGGGCGCAGACGCUGCUCUUCAGCCACAACGCCGUCAUCGCCAUGCGGGACGGGAAGCUGUGCCUGAUGUGGCGGGUGGGCAACCUCCGGAAGAGCCACAUCGUGGAGGCGCACGUCCGCGCGCAGCUGAUCAAGUCGCGGGUCACCGAGGAAGGGGAGUACAUCCCCUUCGACCAGAUAGACAUCAACGUGGGCUACGACAAGGGCGUGGACCGCAUCUUCCUGGUCUCGCCCAUCACCAUCCUCCACGAGAUCGACGAGGAGAGCCCCCUGUUCGGCAUCAGCAAGCAGGACCUGGAGACGUCCGACUUCGAGAUCGUGGUGAUCCUGGAGGGGAUGGUGGAGGCCACGGCCAUGACCACCCAGGCACGGAGCUCCUACCUGUCCAGCGAGGUCCUGUGGGGGCGCCGCUUCGAGCCGGUCAUCUUCGAGGAGAAGAACCAGUACAAAGUGGACUACGCCAACUUCCACAAGACCUUCGAGGUGCCCUCCACCCCUCGCUGCAGUGCCAAGGACAUGGUAGAGAACAAGUUCCUGGUCCCCAGCGCCAACACCUUCUGCUACGAGAACGAGCUCGCCUUCAUCAACAGGGACGAGGAGGACGAGGGAAAUGCGGAAGGGGUUCUAGAUGAAGGCGGCACCGGCCGACACGAGCUGGAGAGACUGCAGGUUACUCUACCCCUAGACCAGCGGCCAUACCGGAGAGAAUCGGAAAUAUGACCCCUGACUUUUGACCCGAUGUCGGCAUCACUAUUAUUCUUUUCUUGGUUUGUUUCGUUGUUCUGUUCAUGAACACAUGUCGAACAAUGCAAGUGCCAUAUGAGAAUUAUGACUAUUGCGAAAGCUUUGCAGAGUCAAGAGACAGGCAAUAUCUGCUGAGGCGGGAGGGAGAAAUUAUGGUAAGACUAGAAUACUCAGCUUCCUCUGGGAGUUAUCAAGAAUGUCCAAGAUAAAGAAAACGGUCAGAGAACGACCCUUUUUCUUUAUCAAAACUUGAAAUUUUUCUUUUUUUCAUAAGUCGAGCUGAAAGCUUUACAUAAUACAAUGAACGAUGAUUUGGGAUAUUUUUAAAAAGGGAGAAGGUUAUCUUAUAUAUUUAAAGUGUAAAUAGAUUUGCUUAGAUAAGCUAUGUUUCGUGUGGAGUAUUAUUUUAAAGAGAUUUAACAGUUUGUUAUUUAUACACACCGCUCUUUAGCUCUUAGGCACACAUGACUGUAGUAUUGGUGGUGGAAAGGUGCACUGGUCCGCCCCUCCGGAAGUGCUGAACAUGGUGUAUGAAGCACUGGGGCAGGGCCUUUCGCAUUUAGGCUACCGCAGCAGGAAGUGGUUAGCGAGCCGUAGCCACAAGUCACAGAGCACGACACUGUAGAACAGGGGUGUCCAAUCUUAUCCAAAAAGGGCCAGUGUGGGUGCAGGCUUUUGUUAUAGCCCAGCACAAACACACCUGAUUCUACUUAUCAAGGUCUUGAUUGAAGACCAUUCUUAGUUAGUUACUUGAAUCAGGUGUCAUAGUGCUGGGCUAAGACAAACACCUGCACUGGCCCUUUUCGGAUCAGACUGGACACCCCUGCUGUGGAACAUGUCCCUGAAGUGUGGGUUGGAAAUAAAAGCAAUGCGUUUUAAACUGCUACUGGGAUGUGCAAACUGGUAACUGUUGUAACUACGGUUACAGACCGAGCGGCGAGCUCGCUGUGUGGUCGCAGGAGCGUUUCCCCCCUUCGCCGGUCGAUCCUUCUUCGGUCCUCAGAGUGAAACGUUGUUCCCUUAAAUCACUGUCCCUCAACAUCAUCCAAAGCGUCUGACCAUGGUGAAUUUUUAAACACAAAUACAACUGAUAGAAAUUAAGUACUCACAGAGCAGGUGGCAGUGAGGCAUUGGGUGGGA